Molecule: messenger RNA, 180 nt
Organism: Rhizoctonia solani
Lineage: Eukaryota; Fungi; Basidiomycota; Agaricomycetes; Cantharellales; Ceratobasidiaceae
Exons: 3
Coding region: 1-180 (59 amino acids)
Source: RefSeq, a predicted model, not a curated record
AUGUACCCUGAAUUUGAAUUUGAACCCGGAUUUACUGAAGAGGACGAACUCUGGACUCCCGACCACCGUGAAACCGUGCCAGAAAUUGAUAAGAGAGUCAAGUCAGCACUAGAUGAAAUAAUCGGGUCGUUGCUGAAGAAAGAGGAAAUCUUCAUUUCGAUCACAGCGCAUAGCGGAUGA